UCGUCUGCCCGCCGCCGAACAGAUCCAGAUUGUUGGCCUGAAGCGCCGACCUUUGUGAGCGACUCAUCGUCUCAUCGGCUUAUCUCGUCAUUGUCGAGGGUUACUCGAUUUCGCCCGUCAUCGUAGUGCAAAGGAUCCUUCGGUGUGCUUUGUUUACGCGGGUCUGCAGCCGCCGUGAAAGCGGCUACUCCUGUCCCCCGCCGACCCGCUUGAAACGGAUCUCUCACGGACACGAGAAAACACAUCGCCACCGCGUCCGUUUUUAUGAACACUGCAAAAGAAAAGAGCCUCUCGGACGACGAUUCAAGAAACGAUGAAGAAUCGUCACAGACGGCUCCGCGAUCUAGUAAGGAUGCUGAGAGUGACGAAGCAAACUCGAAUAACCAACAGACCGUGCGGAUGCCGCAUGGUGCCUGCGGCCAAUCGUCCUCCAAUCGCAGUGCGCGAGCGAACAAAAGCGAUCAUCCCAAUGUGGUGGUGCGUGUGGCGCCCCAAACGGGUGCUCAGUCGUCCAAAGGAUCGGCCGGCGGUAGACGGGCAGCCAACGAGGAGCAGGAGAUGAAGCGUGCCUCGGCAAAGAAGCUGAUCGAACAGUACUUCUACCAGUUGGUGGACGGUUGCGGGAACCCUUCCUGUACGAACAAGCACUGCGCAUCGAGCGGGAAGGUGGAAAAGCUCACCCCGAAUGCGGCCGCCGCUCGUGCGAUACAGCUGUUCUCGCAAGAGGCAACCCUGUGCUACGAGGCGCAGCCUUCUAAGGUGCAAAAAACGGAGCAAAAGUACACGGCAAGCGGUAGUUCCUCUGCGGCGGACAAAAAGUGUACCCAAGCAAGACGAACCAGUCCACGGUUGUCACCGGCGACGACGGCGUCGGCGACAGUUACCAAUCAGCGGCCGGAAUGUAUGGAGGUGGCCUACGAAAGCUCGGUGCAGGAAUCGAUGGAAGACGACACCAUGACACCGCUGGAGUGUUCCGACGGAAUCGGAGAAAUGGAGCACAGUCCGGCGGGGAAGAACGCUACCAGCAGCAGUAGCAGUAGUAGCAGUAGCAGCAGUAGGGGUGGUGUGAAAACUCCGAGUAACUCGCGCGGCGACAGUGCCCCCGUUGGCGGCAGCAAAGGCGCCAGCAGUACGACGCCGUAUCUGGACGAACAGAUUUUGCAGGAAUUUAGUGACCAGUGUACGGCGGCAGGAUCGGACACGCUGCUUAUCCGACCGCUCGGUGCCAUAUUUUCCUCCUACCAUCUGCUGGCGGCCAGCUUUCAGCGCAGCAAAGCGACGUCCAGUAUCGACCGGGUGCUGGCCCGGGCACCGCCCGGUGAUUUGCGGAACAUGAAAAAGGAAGACUUGCGAUCGCUCGAGGGCGAUCUCGAUAAGGACGAGGACAGCAAGGCACCGGCAGCGGAGUCACCUCAGGAAGCGGCCGACCCGAACCAUACCGCGGUCGACCUAGCAUCGUUACGGCGCUCGAUCAAGGCCCUGUACGCGGCGCGGCCGACCGUGUUUGGGCCGAUCAACAAUGCGCUCCAAACGCUCGGCGAUUCGCUGGCGAGGGAUCUGCGCAUCAAACUGACCACCGCGGAGGAACUCGAAUCGAUCGUGACCGUGUUUGUGAUCGUCUUCGAGACGCUGCUCAUCGGUUCGGCCGAACUGCUGGAUGGUUCGUUUUCACGCAUCUGUUCGGCGGUCUCGUAUCUGCCCGUGUCGGCACAGGCACGGCUGGUGCGCGUCUGGGCACACAACUGCCCGGACAGUAUCCACCCGUUGUUGCAGCAACUCCAGCAGCUGGUCACCAUCUCGACACUGUCCCCCAGUUCGUACCGGCACGUCCGGGUGCACGAUAACGAUGACGUCUGCAAUGCGAUACGGACCAUGAAGUUGGUGUUCUACGCAAACAUUCUGGCCGGCGAGCUGGAACCAAAGCACUACCGGGAGACCGAUCUGCGGGACACGUCGUUACCGACCUACCUGUCGCUGAUAGCGGAGGACGACGACGAUCUGACGAUGAUGGGCGGCGACGACGACGACGAUGCCGGCAGUGGGACCGGCAGCGAGCGAAAGAGCGGUAAGCAGAAGGGCAAAUUCGAAGAUCCACUAGCGAAGGAACUGGACGUGAAUCCGCUCGACUGCCGCCGGCCACUGGUACCGUACGGAGAGUUCUACAACGAGACGCUGUGCGAGCACAUCGAGAUGGAUCACGAUUAUUUGGUGUACAAAAACAUUUCCGCCGAGAUGGCGCAAAGCCAGGCGGCGGGCGAAACGCGAUCGCGGCACUUUUGCUUCAUGUACUACUCGUUCAUCCUGACGCCGGCCACGAAAACGCUGGCCCUGUACUACGAUUCGCGCAUCCGCAUGUUCUCCGAGCGGCGCCUCAGCUACCUGCACAACGCCAACAUCGGCAGCAACGCGGGGCUGCAGAGUUUGAACCCGUUCCUGAACCUGCGGAUCCGGCGCGAUCACAUCAUCGACGAUGCGCUCGUCGAGCUGGAAAUCAUUGCCAUGUCGAACCCGAAGGACCUCAAGAAGCAGCUGGUGGUGGAGUUUACGGGCGAGCAAGGCAUCGACGAGGGCGGCGUGUCCAAGGAGUUCUUCCAGCUGAUCAUCGAGGAGAUCUUCAAUCCCGACUACGGGAUGUUCGUGUCGAACGAUGACUCCAACACGGUGUGGUUCAAUUCGAUGUCGUUCGAAAACGAGGCCCAGUUCACGCUGAUCGGCAUCGUGCUCGGGUUGGCCAUCUACAACAACAUCAUUCUGGCGGUCAACUUUCCGAUGGUCGUCUACCGGAAGCUGAUGGGCAUGAAGGGAUCCUUCCUGGACCUGAAAGAUCUCAAUCCGGUCCUUUUCAACAGUCUGACCUCACUGCUGGAGUACACCGAGAACGACAUGGAGGAAGUGUUUAUGCAAACGUUCAAGAUCGGCUACCGGGACGUGUUUGGCAAUACGCUCGAGCACGAGCUGAAGGCGGACGGGGACAAGACGUUCGUCACGCAGGACAACAAGCAGGAGUUUGUCGAUCUGUACAGCGAUUUUCUGCUCAACCAGAGCGUGGAGAAGCAGUUCCACGCGUUCCGGCGCGGCUUCCAGAUGGUGACGGACGAGAGCCCGCUUCACCUGCUGUUCCGGCCCGAGGAGGUGGAGCUGAUCGUGUGCGGGAGCAAAGAGUUUGACUUUAACGAGCUGGAAAAGUCGACCGAGUACGAGGCCGGCUUUACGGCCGACUCGCAGACGAUCAAAGACUUCUGGACCAUCGUGCACGGCCUGUCGGUUGAGGCGAAGCGCAAGCUGCUCCAGUUCACCACCGGUUCCGACCGGGUACCGGUCGGCGGUCUGAGCCGGCUCAAGCUGGUCAUCGCCCGGAACGGCCCGGACUGCGAUCGGCUGCCCACGAGCCACACGUGCUUCAACGUGUUGCUGCUGCCGGAGUACGAUUCCAAAGAGAAGCUCGAGGAACGGCUGCUGAAGGCAAUAAACUACUCGAAGGGCUUUGGAAUGCUGUAACGGAGGGGCCCCAGUUUCCAGCGGUGCUCUGCAACCUGGUCGCUGCUACCGGCGUGUGUGUCGUUAUUUUGUUCACUCCUUUUUUGAUAUUUGUGAUUUCUGGUUUCUCUUUCCGCCCCGCUCCCGAGUAUGCCGUUAUCGUUUUCUCCCCGUACUUACAUCCGAGUGUUUUUUGGAACGAAUCAAUGUUAGAGUCCCUCCACGUUAAG
Anopheles cruzii is the source of this 3707-nucleotide messenger RNA. RefSeq names its product ubiquitin-protein ligase E3A (gene Ube3a). The transcript is spliced from 5 exons. Gene Ontology annotation, molecular function: ubiquitin protein ligase activity. Gene Ontology annotation, biological process: protein polyubiquitination. The record is from RefSeq and is a predicted model, not a curated record. Bases 265 to 3498 code for a protein of 1077 amino acids. NCBI's taxonomy places the organism in Eukaryota, Metazoa, Arthropoda, Insecta, Diptera, Culicidae.